This is a messenger RNA of Erinaceus europaeus (western European hedgehog), 1890 nucleotides long. It is a transcript of the gene LGSN, whose product is annotated as lengsin, lens protein with glutamine synthetase domain. The record is from RefSeq and is a predicted model, not a curated record. Gene Ontology annotation, molecular function: glutamine synthetase activity. Lineage: Eukaryota; Metazoa; Chordata; Mammalia; Eulipotyphla; Erinaceidae. The transcript has 6 exons. Gene Ontology annotation, cellular component: membrane; cytoplasm.
AUGAACUCCAUCCUUAAUUACCUGCCGAAGUUUUGUAAGAUCUGUGGAGGAAUACGGGUACCACGUCUGAGGUCUCUGUCUAUUGGAGGCUCCAGUGAGAUUAGACUAGAAGCCCACCUUGGGCUGCCCUGUGUACCCUCAGGACUGGAUACUCAAGGCCUGCUGCUGGUGAUGGAGAAGGGUACACUCCUGCUGAACCCCAAAGAUAAAUGUAAUGAAACUGAAACCAGAAGUAUCAGUAAAUUAAGAAGGAAGAGGAGGAAAGCCAGAAAACGAGAUAUUGUAUCAACUGUAAUAGGAGAAAUGGAGAUAUUCAAUUCAAAAGAAAGGAUCAAGAAUCAAAUGGUGUGCCACACUUUGGAGGAUAUGAAUGAACCAGUCACAAGACCUGACUCUGUCCAGUCUAAUUUACCCCAAGAUGACAAAGCUUUCUAGGAUAAGACAGCAGUGAUAAAAUCAUCACCCUCUCAAAUAGUAGCUGACUUUCCUGGUAAUGAAUUUAACAUGAUCUCCAUUGAUACUAAUAAUACCAGGGACAAGGCUCAAAUUUCAACUUCACCUCAACUCUGCUCUAGAAUGAAGUACAUUAAACAAGAAAUGGCCAAAUAUCACAUUCAGUUUGUGCAAUUUGAAGCAACAGACCUCCAUGGUGUAUCCAGAUCUAAGACUAUUCCUGCACAUUUUUUUCAACAAAAAGUGACCCACGGUGUUCACAUGCCCCGAGGUUAUCUUGAAUUGAUACCAAGUCCUAAGGACAAUGAAGUAGAUCACAUACGAGCAACAUGUUUUAAUAGCGACAUAGUCCUGAUGCCAGAGUUAUCAACCUUUAAAGUUUUGCCUUGGGCUGAGAGAACUGCAAGAGUCAUAUGUGACACAUUCACUGUAACUGGGGAACCUCUAUUGACUUCUCCAAGGUAUAUUGCAAAGAACCAGCUGAACCAGCUGCAAGACUCUGGCUUUUCCCUGCUUUCUGCUUUCAUCUAUGACUUUUGCAUUUUUGGAGUGCCUGAAAUUAUCAAUUCAAAGACCAUAUCUUUUCCUGCUUCAGCAUUAUUAAAUAAUCACGACCAGGCCUUCAUCCAGGAACUUGUUGAUGGCUUGUAUCGCACUGGAGCCAAUGUGGAGAGUUUUUCCUCCUCUACCAGGCCUGGUCAGAUGGAAAUCUGUUUUCUGCCUAAAUUUGGCAUUAGUUCUGCAGAUAAUGCAUUUACCCUUAGAACAGGUGUCAAAGAAGUGUCAAGGAAAUAUAAUUACAUUGCCAGCUUUUUUAUUGAGAGUGUAUUUUGCAAUUCAGGUAUUUUGUCUCAUAGUCUCUGGGAUGCCAGUGGAAAGACAAACAUGUUCUGUAGUAGCUCUGGAACUGAGCAGCUCACGAUCACUGGGAAAAAAUGGUUGGUAGGUCUCUUGAAACAUUCUGCUGCUCUCAGCUGCCUGAUGGCUCCUGCUGUUAGCUGCCGAAAGCGCUACUCUAAGGAGAGUAAAGACCUGAAGGAGAGGGUACCUACAACAUGGGGAUACAAUGAUAACAGCUGUGCUUUCAAUAUCAAGUCUCACGGUGAGAAAGGCACCCGAAUAGAAAAUAAGCUGGGCUCAGCAACAGCAAAUCCUUACUUGGUGCUGGCUGCAACUGUUGCUGCAGGCUUGGAUGGACUUCAAGGCAGUGAUGGUGUAGUGGCUGGUAGGGAUGACAGUAUGGAGAUUUGUCAGUCACAGACUUCUGAAAUUCCUUUGAAACUGGAAGAUGCCCUGGUGGCACUGGAGGAGGAUCAAUGUCUGAGACAGACUCUAGGAGAGACUUUCAUUCAGUAUUUUGUUGCCAUGAAGAAAUAUGAGUUGGAAAAUGAAGAAACAGAUGCUGAGAAAAAUAAAUUCUUAGAGUAUUUUAUUUAG